Molecule: messenger RNA, 6550 nt
Organism: Lepisosteus oculatus (spotted gar)
Lineage: Eukaryota; Metazoa; Chordata; Actinopteri; Semionotiformes; Lepisosteidae
Gene: runx1t1
Product: RUNX1 partner transcriptional co-repressor 1
Biological process (GO): negative regulation of DNA-templated transcription; DNA-templated transcription
Cellular component (GO): nucleus
Molecular function (GO): transcription corepressor activity
Source: RefSeq, a predicted model, not a curated record
GGCACACACCGAGAGUGCGGCAGCAGUAGCAGAAACAGUAGGGGUGAAAAAAAAAACCGAAAGGCAGCCAGCUGCCCAUAAUCAACUGGGCCUGCCCAUUGUUAACAUAUACUUGACCCCUCCAACCUGUGGACGACACAGAUGUCUGCUACCUCUGCCACCUCCCACCGCUUCGACCCCGCCUACUCGGCACCUGGGUUAGGGAGGAUAGGCAGGCUGGCGGUAGAGUGCUGCUUGACUCCAUAAGCAACUACAGUAAGCGAGAGCCACAGACUUUGGUUUCCGUGGAAGACUCUUCGUUUUGACUCCAACCCAGAGGCAGUGAAAGCAGACCUGCUGUAGGUUUCUCGAGGCUAAAGGCGCGCCGACAAAAAGGACCAUUUUAUGGCGCUGCUGUAGUGAUUGCCUGCAGUACAGGAUCUUCUCGUGUUCCAUACCCUCUUAAAUAUCUUUUUUUUUUUCCCUUUCUCAACGAUACCUUGUUAUUGCUGUCUGCAGUCGAAUUUGGAAGACCGGUUAGCGUCUGUGCUGCACUGCUUGGAGCUCCUUAGUUUCGACUUUUGGGGGAAAAGUGCAUCACCUGGACUGCAAAACUGAAAACAAGCAUAAAACAUUCCUUAUCUUUAAAUUUCCAUCAGUGUCGGGGACUGGAACUUAAUUUGUGUCCACAAUUAAAUAACGAAUGGUGGGAAUUUCUGUCCCUUUUCAGUAUCGCACUGAGAAGCACUCCACAAUGCCAGACUCACCUGCUGAUGUGAAGGCGCAGUCCAGGUUGACACCACCAACGAUGCCACCUCCUCCCACCACGCAAGGAGUCCCAAGGACCAGCUCCUUCACCCCGACCACAUUAACAAAUGGCACCAGCCAUUCUCCCACAGCAUUAAAUGGAGCCCCCUCUCCGCCUAACGGCUUUAGUAACGGACCUUCCUCAUCCUCCUCCUCUUCGCUAGCCAAUCAGCAGUUGCCACCCGCCUGCGGAGCCCGGCAGCUCAGCAAGCUGAAGCGUUUCCUCACCACCCUGCAGCAGUUUGGCAACGACAUCUCACCGGAGAUCGGCGAGCGGGUGCGGACGCUCGUGCUAGGGCUUGUGAACUCUACCUUAACCAUUGAAGAAUUUCACUCCAAACUGCAAGAAGCUACGAAUUUCCCACUGCGACCUUUUGUCAUCCCAUUUCUGAAGGCUAACCUGCCGCUGCUCCAGCGCGAGCUCUUGCACUGUGCGCGGCUGGCCAAGCAGAACCCGGCCCAGUACCUCGCUCAGCACGAGCAGCUGCUCCUGGACACCAGCACCACCUCACCCAUCGACUCCUCCGACCUGCUGCUGGACGUCAACGAGAACGGCAAGAGGAGGACCCCAGACAGAACCAAAGAGAAUGGCUUUGAUCGAGAGCCUUUGCACUCAGACCACCCAAGCAAGAGGCCCUGCACUAUCAGCCCUGGUCAGCGGUACAGUCCAAAUAACGGCCUGUCUUACCAGCCCAACGGUCUGCCUCACCCCACACCGCCUCCACCUCAGCACUACCGUCUGGACGACAUGGCUAUUGCCCACCACUACAGGGACUCGUACAGGCACCCCAACCACAGGGACCUCAGGGACAGAGCCAGACCUCUGGGGAUGCAUGGCACACGUCAGGAGGAAGUGAUUGAUCAUCGGCUUACGGACAGGGAAUGGGCAGAGGAGUGGAAGCACCUUGACCAUGUAAGAAAACUGCUGAACUGCAUCAUGGACAUGGUGGAGAAGACGCGGCGCUCGCUCACUGUGCUCAGGAGGUGUCAGGAGGCCGACCGUGAAGAGCUCAACUACUGGAUUAGACGCUACAGUGAUGCUGAGGACCUUAAGAAAGGAAGCAGCAGCACCAGCCAGUCCAGACAGCAGAGCCCCGUCAGCCAGGAUUCCACCACCACAGAAAUUCACCGGGAGUUCCUUCACCGACCGGCUUCUGGAUAUGUGCCUGAAGAGAUCUGGAAAAAAGCUGAAGAGGCGGUGAACGAGGUGAAGCGCCAGGCCAUGUCGGAGCUCCAGAAGGCCGUGUCGGAGGCGGAGAGGAAGGCCCACGAGAUGAUCAGCUCGGAGAGAGCCAAGAUGGAGCGCACGGUGGCGGAGGCCAAGCGGCAGGCCACGGAGGACGCCUUGUCCGUCAUCAACCAGCAGGAGGACUCCAGCGAGAGUUGUUGGAACUGUGGGCGCAAAGCCAGCGAGACGUGUAGCGGCUGUAACACAGCCCGUUACUGUGGCUCCUUCUGUCAGCAUAAAGACUGGGAAAAGCACCACCACGUGUGCGGACAGACGCUUCAGGCCCAACAGCAGGGAGACACGCCGGCAACCGUCAGCUCCUCUGCCACGCCGAGCAGCGGCGCAGGCAGUCCCGUGGACACCCCUCCAGUAGCCACGCCCCGGUCGACGACCCCAGGCACCCCCUCCGCCAUAGAGGCCACCCCUCGCUAGGCAACCAGGCAGCCAACAAACUCGCAACAAAAACAUUUCCUCAUUUGCUCAAAGAUGAUAAACUCUAAUACUACCAGAAAGAAAGAACUUGUCUUGAAGUAGUACUUAUAAGCAGAAGGCCAAUAACGGGUCAUAUUGACUUACCAUUAUUAAAGACACAAAGAUAUUCUUUGUUUUUUUUAUUUUUUAUUAUUUUAAUGAUUGUUUCUUUUUUUGUUUUUUGUUUCAUUUUCGUGUACAUAGAAAAAGAAGAACUGAAAAGACAGCAGAGAAUUACAGACAACUAGAUUUGACCUCCUCCCCUCUGUUAUUUUUCCAGUAGCUGGGAUUUUAAACUAGAUGACCUCAUUAACAGAUGCUUUACCAAACAGCAAACCAAGGGAUUGCUAAUUGCUGUUGAAAGCAAAAAUGCUAAUAUUCAAAUAUAAUAAAGGGACACAUUGUUCUUUUGAACAAUAUGGAGAAAAAAAAAGAAGAAAGAAGGAAAAACCCCUCCAGGGCAUGAACGUUGGAUAGAGUGUAGACAUUUUACUGGGAAGAUGAAUGGCGUCCGUGGGUUACUGACUGAACUUUGAAGACCCUCUGCGAAAUGCACAGAUGUGCGGCAGAUUGGAAGGAAACACAGAUGUUCGUCCUUUUUUUUUAACUUCUGAAAGAAAUAUAAUAAUAUCCAGGUCAACGGAUUGAAAAAUGAAAGCUGUUUAGCGGCGGGAUUUUUAAGAGGAGCAGAAGCAGCACAGGGGGAAAAAAAUGCCAUAAUUAAAGUAAAAGAGGCUUUCUUUUCAACUGUAUAUCCAUAUAUAUAUAUAAUAAAAUAAGGAACACAGCCUGCAGUUGAUUAGCAUUUUCUCCAGCUUUCAUGCCAGCCAGCUGCCCCUUUUCACUCCAGAGCUCUGCGUCACGAUCACAGAGGCCCUCAUGGCCAGACUAUCAGGUUGGUUCCUGGUCAUUUCGACAGCAUCUGAAUAAAAAGCAACAUAUGAGCAAAACAAAGGCAAAGUUAAAGUAAAACCACCUUGGCUACAGUUCUGGCUCUUUCAUGUUUCCCCUGCCUUUCAUGCCCUUUUUAUUUUUAAGAUUAUUUUUUACUUUUGAAGUAUUUCUCUUGGUGUAAAACACUCCUGUCCUGUGAAGUUCUCAAUGGUGAUUUCUUGUAUAUGUGUUGGACAAGUGUGAAGAUGCAUUGUAGUUUAACCUUACCCCACCUCUUUAGGCUCUAUACCCCUUGUUGGUGCAAAACAAAAAAAAACUGUAACUUUCUAAGCUGCUUUUAUAUUUGUAUGUACUAGUGAUAUUUCUCUCGUAGUUCCGGAAAAAAAAAAAGAAGAAAAACCAACUUUUUUUUUUGGUCGUCCUCAUGAAAAGAAACAAGCUAUCUCUCAGAGCUGCUACUUCACUCUGUUUGGAUCUUUUCUGAGAACUAGCAUGCUUCACGGAAUGCUAACAUAGAUGUUUUGUACAAGGGAUGUACAUAAAUGUAUUUUGCACUGUAACAAAGACUCCCUGGGCAUGCUUCUUUUGGCAAACUCUUUAUUAAGUAUUCUAGAGCCAUUUUCACCGAUUUUCUCUGUAGUUGUAGAGUAGCUGUGGAUUUCAUUUUUUUCAGCAAAAAGAAAAUAAAAACUCACUAUUGUUAGUGAUGUUUUAUAAACAUGUAACAAGACUUCAUGAUUUCAAAAAUGAAGGACAGUGCAUGCCUAUCACUGAAAGGUUAAGUAUUGCUGUUUUUACAAAAAAAAGAAAAAAAGAAAAAAAAAGAAGAAACUAACGUUCCAAAUGCAGAGGUGUAGAUUGACAGCUUUAACACUGCUGAAUGCCAGGUUAGACAGUAUUACAAAAGAAUAUAACAUGGAAGUCAGCCAAAGACAGAUCCGAAGGACCAAAAUCUGAUUUUAUUAAAGUUUUAAAAAAUACACACAAAAGCACGAGAUUUUUUUAUUUGAUUUGUUUCCGAAAUGAUCAUCAGGUGAAGCCGUUUCAGCAAUGUUUUCAUAAAAAAUAAUUAACCCUUUACUGUCCAGAACCCAGACCAGAACUGCUCAACAGCUUGGAUAGCAGUACCGACAAAAGUGCUGUGCACAUUUCCAGCAGCCUUUCCACUCUUUUUAGAAAUAGGAAGCAUUCUAAAAAUGAGCAAUAAUUUCUAACUUCUAACUGGUUAUAAGCAACCAGUAAAAACCCUACACUAAAGGAAUACCAAAACCCUCUAAAAUAGUCAAAUUUUCCUGAUGUAAAUUAGUUUUUUUUAGCAAAAAUUUAUUUUGGAUUAUGAAUUUUGAUCAAUACAAAUUUUGAGUACAGUACUUCAUGGGAGUUAAUUGGUUACUUUCAAAUAACAAUGGUGAUAUUGACUGGUUUAGUGUCGCCAUGCUUUGAGACAAACCACAAUUCCUGUAUUGUAGUUGCACUGAACUAUUAAUUUUUGAUAGAUUUUUAAUUUUCAUGCAUCUCCUACUUUCAUUUUUAAAUGCCAACAGAAGCUUCUUUUUUUCCUAGAUGAAUAUAGUGAUUAGAAGCUGGCUUUGUUUUCAUCAUCAACUCUAGUUUUUUAGCACAACUCAAAAUGUAUGUACAGUAUAUUGUGUGUAAUCUUCCAAAUGUAACAUUUAAACAGUAUGGCCUAAUACUCAGGCGAUAUUUCCUGCUUUUAUCCUCUAACGUGUGAAUAUUGACUUUUUUUAAAGACUGAAAAUUUGAUCGCAGUACCUAAGAAGAGGGAAAUGAGCACUUAAUUUGAAGCACACAGAAAGGUUUUCCUUAUGGUCUCCUAAAAACCAUGGUGCUAACAGACUAGUCUUUAACCUCACUGAAGUGGCCUGACGUUGGCUUUGGGCAGUCUGAUUUGCGGGAUCCUCUCACUUUCCUCCUUCCUGAGCCUAUGUUCUAGACUGUAAAGGGUUAAGUAAUCCAAAAAGGUGUCUGACACCCAUUUAUGUCUCAGAAGCUGUGAUUUUAUGUAAAACAGCAAAGCUGUUUUAACACUAGUGUAUUGUAUUUAAAAAGAUUAGUGCAUCAUGUUACUUCAUUUCAGGGCACCCUGGGUAAAAUAAAAAAAAAUAAAACUAAAACCUGAUUUACUGAGCUCUAUCUCCUCCUAUCUUCUCCUCCUGUUUUGCUACAACCUCCUCAGUGGCAAAAAGUUUCACUCUACCUCUGACAGCAUGUAUAGUGCACCAGUAGUUAAACAUACUGGUCUAGUCAAACCAAAUGGGCACAAGAGAACAGGAUACCAAAAGUAAAAGCUCAUACAGCUGCAAAACCAUAUCACUACUUGGUAACAAUGCAGACCUCAUAAACCUAAUGGAAAAAAAAAAACUUUUGUUACUUUCCUUUAUGCCUGUCACUUAUAUACAGAUCAUGUGAAAAGUAUAAUUUGUAGGUAUAACACAUCAAAGAAAUACAACAGUAAUUUAAAAAAAGAAAAUCAGCUCCAUUUAAUAUAAUCAAAACAGCGGUCGCUGAUAAGAAAUAGGGCGUCCUCUAUCUCUCUCUCUCUCUCUCUCUUUCUCUCUCUUUAUCUGUCGUGAGACGUGCUUGUGACAGGGCCGCCUGUCUAUGUUGUUUAGGUGCAUGUCAUGGGGAUUAAUUUGUAAAAAAAAAGGACGUUAUUUAAAAUGAAAACCAUAAAGGCUGGUUGUUUAAAGCAUGCCUGUGUCUCAAAUGCGUUGAAAGGGGGUGGGGGGUGGGGAGAGUGAUGGCAUUUUCCAGUUUGAGAAAAGAAAAAUAUAUAUACAGUACAAACAGAGACAUAUCUAGAAGGGAUACAAGCUGGAGACUGUCGAAAUGCAGACUGAAGAAAACGAGUCGGAUUCUGAAAGUUUUAUUGUGAAAAACGAAAAGGAAUUGAAGUUGUUGUGCAAUACUUAAUUCAGACAUGUACCACAAGUUAAUGGUAGACUAACACUGGGGGGUCAGCACAUCAUGCUUUUGUCAGCAUACUCUUGAGCUUUUAAGUCUACUAUGUCGGAACUGUGGUUUCUUGUUUAUUCUUUGAUUUUUCUUUAGUUGGACUGUAAUGUAUGGUCUGUCAACCUGUGAAUCUUUAAAGUAUGAUUCAGGUAUUGUUGUACUCCUUACUGUGUAAUAAAUAUGUUAAUAUCUGUA